Molecule: messenger RNA, 4974 nt
Organism: Gracilinanus agilis (Agile Gracile Mouse Opossum)
Lineage: Eukaryota; Metazoa; Chordata; Mammalia; Didelphimorphia; Didelphidae
Product: cilia- and flagella-associated protein 43-like
Exons: 38
Coding region: 1-4974 (1657 amino acids)
Biological process (GO): sperm axoneme assembly; cilium assembly
Cellular component (GO): axoneme
Molecular function (GO): protein binding
Source: RefSeq, a predicted model, not a curated record
AUGUUGCCAGCAUCCCUGUCAUUGAGAUGGCUGCAAGGAUUCCCUAAGCAGAAUAUUGAUUUUAUCAACAACAACACAAUUUGCUACCCUUGUGGGAAUUACAUAAUUUUCAUUAAUGUUGAAAAUGGGAAAAGAACUUUUCUACCGUGUAAGCAAGGAAAAGUGGGUGCUAUGAAAACUUACAGUCCUUUUCAAGUGGUGGCUUUUUCAGAUAGGAGGCUUAAACCCUCUAUCUAUAUAUUCAACUUUCCUGAAUUGACAAGAAAGGUAAAAUUAAAAGGGCAUGCUCAGCUGGACUAUACUCUACUUGAAUUUAGUUAUUGUGGUACAUACCUGGCUUCUUACUCUGCAGUUCCAGAAUAUGAACUAACCCUUUGGAACUGGGAAGGAAAUGUUAUUUUGUGUAGUAAAUCACAACCAGGUGUGGAAGUAAGCCAGAUGACUUUUAAUCCCAUGACCUGGACCCAAAUGUGUCUGUCGAGUGCAAGUGCUCUAACUAUAUGGAAUAUUGAAAAAUGUGACAAGAAUUAUCAUCUCAAGCCAAAGCCAGUAAACCUACCUGAAGAAGAUGGAACAAGUACUUAUGAAACAGAUGGAAUGUUCUCUUACUCAGAAUUUAAAGAUAAUAUAUAUGGAUCUACACUAAUAAUUUCUUCCAUUGCUGGGCUAGUUGGUGUAGAAGUAGAAACAUUCAAGCCUAAAGAUGAUAUGCAUCCCCUUCUUCAUCCUACUGUACACUGUUGGAAUGCAACAAAUGAAAUAUAUGUGGGCUGUGAAGAAGGUCAUAUUCUCUUGAUAAAUGGAGAAAAUCUAUUUGUUACUAUCCUGACUCGGGUUGCUGAAGUAUCACAAGAAAUCCAUUCUAGUGAUACCAGUGUAAACACCAUGGCGUUGCACAAAGAAGGAUUAUUUGUUGCUGGAAAUGAUGGUAUUGUGCAUUCUUUUGUUAUCAAAGAAACAAAUUACACAGUAAAAGACCAUUUUGAUGUGCAAGAACCUGUAGGAAAUGUUAUUUUCUCUCCUAAUUAUCAACUGUUACUGAUUGUAACUAUUAAGGGUUCUAUUUAUACGUAUACUUUUGGUAAAGAAUCAAAAAUUAAAACGAUCUUGGAUGCAUCUGCUAGCAAUAUACAAGCAAUUGACUUUAUUACACCUGGAAACAAAUACUGCGUGUCAAUAACCAUGUUAGGAGAAUUCUAUAUUUGGUCGUUAGAGGAUGGAUCUCAUGUCAGCAAAUUACACCUUAGGACUGAGGUAAAUGCUUUGGCUUGCUGCCCCUCCUCGCAUUCAGUUGUUGUGGGAACCAAUGCAGGAUAUAUCCAGUUUAUUGACGUUACUAAUAUUGAAUUCCCUCAAGUUGUUCACAAAGUCUUCCUGACCCAUUCUUCAAUACAGCAUCUGUGUUAUGAUCAAAAGGGAGAUUACUUGAUAAUUGGAACUUCUAAUGGCUAUAUCUUCUUUUUAAAUGCCAGACCUUCACAGUCAUUUAGAGUUCUUGGAUUCACAGAAGUGAGUGAUAACAUUAUGCAAAUAUCUAUAGUCUCCAAUCCUGAAAUGCACACAAUGGAAAUAAUGGCACUACUUGGGACUUCAAAAAGUGAAACAAGCAAAGUGGAAAUAUUAACUCUGUAUGAAGCAAACUUAACAGACCCUGACAUUUGUUCAGAUGAAAGAGGAAGGCUAAAGAAUAACAUCAUUAAGAGGCAGCUAUAUGAAAUAAAUCAUCCUCUAACCUCAGCUAUCUUUGAUUUCUUCGGUUUUGAAUUUUAUGGCUUCUGUGGUCAUGUGCCAUAUAUCUGUAGCUAUGAUAUUCCUCAAAAGGAUAACAAAACUGUAGUUCUUGAGCCAAAGAUCAAAAUGCAAAGCAAACAUUUUGGAACUGGAAAGUUGUACCUAUCAGCUCAUGGCAAGUGGCUAGCAUCAAUAGCCAAAGAUGGAAUACUGAGUAUCCGCCAUGCUGAAAGUUUGGAAACAUUUGCUCAGAUUCAAAGCCAUUCUUACCAAGGACAAGGAAUUCAAUCAAUGGCAUUUUCAUUUGAUGGCCAUUUCAUACUAGUGAAUGGUAGAGAAGAUGGUACCCUUGUUUGUCUGGCAUGGAAGAAGCUAACAGUUCCUCUUGUUCGAGAAGCUGUUGGACAUUUUAACUCCCUAAUAAACUUUCUGAAGAGCAUCAUUGCAAAGGAAAAAUUAUUCUUAUCAGACAUGAGAGAGAGAGAGUUGGUUUUGGAUUCAGUCUCUGAACAAUCAGUUGAGGCGAUUUACAAAGCGAAAACAAAUAUAAUGUUUUCACAAGAUGAAUAUUCAGGUGUUUCAGAUGGAAUCAAUGAACAAGAAAUUACCUGGCUAGAAAAAAAAAACAAUGAGGCCAUGAGAAAAGAAAUUAAGGAAUUUAGUGAAAAAAAGAAAGAGCUAAAACAAGCAAUUAAAGUACUGGUUAAAACUGUUGAGGAACUGAUGAAAGAAAAUGAUUUGGCAUCUGAAAUUGCACAACUAGAACUCCAAGAAUUUAGCCUAGAUGUUGAAGAAAUGAGAAAACUUCAUGAUGUAAAUGAAAAAGAAGUAGAAAAGAUAAGAAAGGAAGCAGAAAUGGAAAAUCUAGCCAAGAAAUUUUUAUGGAACAUUUUAAAAGAGGAAUGCUGGGAUUCCAUGAACAUAAAAGGUCAAGGACUUAAGGCCUUUCAUAUUCCUUUGGAAGUCAAGAAUUUCCCAAUGAAAACUCGAACUCCAGAAGAGUUGGAAGAAUUGAAUUCAGUUUUACAGAUGAAGAAUUUUCAAGCAAUUGACCUUAAACUGCAAAAGGAAAUUGUAGACCUUCAUCUCACAGAGUCUAUGACCAGCAAGCCACUGGAAGAAGAGGAGGAGGAAGAGGAGGAAGUAGUUAAAGUCGAGGAAAACAUAGCCUUUAAUCUACUUGGAAGUUUAUUUUUAAACUUUGGUAUACAAGUGGGCUUGUUGAAUAGCCAACUGGACCUUUAUACCAGAGAUGAGAAAAUCAAUCAGAUUAUAUUAUUGAAGGACAUUAUUUACAAGGUUAAAACCAUUUUUAAUAAUGAGUUUAAUGCCGCCUUUCAACAAAAAAAAUUGGAAAUAACACGUGUGAAGGAGAAAAAUGUAAGAAUUAGAGAAAUCGUCCGGGAUCUACAACUUGGGGAAGAGGUCUGGGAACCAAACAUAGAAGCCUGUGAGAAGCCAGCAGCAGUUCUAAAAGUGAAAGAUCAUGAGAUUAAAUGUGAAAAAUACCUUACUCCAUGGGAAAGAGAACAAGCAGAGAAAGCUGCAGCCCUGGAAUUAGAACGACAACUUUUAGCUGAGAGAGAUAAUGACAGACGUCGAGGUUUGAUGGACAUGAUGCAUGGAGUUUUAGAAAUCAAGAAAGAAGAUAUUUUGAAGAUGGAAAUUCCUCUGCCUGAAUUUGCGAAAACUAAAAUAGAUGCUAUCUGGACUGAAGAUGAAAAGAAACUAUUCAAAGAAUAUGAGAAAAAAGUUAAAGAAUUAAGUGAUGAAAAAGAAAAGUAUAAAAAGUCAUUGGAUGCUGAAUUAAAGAAGAUUCAAGGCUCUAUUCAAGAAGCAACACAAACUUUUGAUGAUAAUUUAAGAAAACUCUUUGAUAGGAAAGUGGAAGCAGACAUGGUUGUCUACCAGGAGGAAUUACAAAUAAUCAACCUCAUUUUCUCUUUGCUUUUGGAUGAAGAAUUAAAUACAAGGGAAUUAGGACUGAACAACUUCCUUGAAAGGAAACAGGCUGAGAAAAAAAGAACAGCUAAGGAUGUCUUCAGGGCCCGAGAAGAAGUUGAUGCAUUCAGAGAAAGCUAUGACAAUUUAGUUGCAGAGGACAAAGUUGUGGACCGUGGAUUUAAAAAAGAGUUAGCUGAACUUGCCAGUCAACAUGUUGAAAUACUCCACAAACUCUUUAGACGCCGACCAAGGAUGCCAAGGCACAGAGCACCAGCAGAGAGUAAUAGUCCUUUCAGCACUCGGUUAGAAUCUGAAAGACUUAAGAAGGAUAACUUUUCCAAAAUCAUGGAAGCCAUGGAUGAUUUAGAUAAACCUGAAAAUAUGCCGGAGGGCUUAGAACUUUCAGCCUGGAAAUAUUUCUGUGCUGCAAGACGAACAAAAGUAGAAAAUGAACAUAAGGUAAAGCAAAAAGCUGCUGGUUUGCUGGAAAUACAGGCCUUCCUCCAGAAGAGAAUUGAGGAUGAUGAAAAGGUUCAAACGGACAUUGACAAAAUUUUCCAGGAAAUCUAUACAUUACAGAGGGAUAAAACUAAUCAUCAGACAGAUUUGACAAUUCAAAUCAUCCUUAAACAAGGGCAAGUGGAAGCAGAAAAUUUCCAUUUUAUGUUAGAAUUCACUGAUUGUGUUCUUGUUUCCAGGAAUAUAAUUGAGGAACUGAAUAAUAUAAUUCGGAUCCAAGGUCAAAAGAAAAUUGCCAGCAUGAUGGAAAAUAAAAAAUACCAUAAAGGAAUAAUUCAGAUUGAUUGGGAACAUAAAAAAAUGGUUAUGGAAAUGGAAGAUCUAAACCAAAAGGCUUGGGAUAUUCAGCAGCUAUUUUUUUCAAAAGCUCAUCAGGCGUACCUAAAAGAACAUGAUUAUGAUUUCAUGAUUGGCAUGCAGACUUCGCUAAUGGAGCAGACUAUUGCUGGGUUAGAUAAAAAGCACAAAAGAGAUGUGGAAACCUAUACACAACUAUUCAAGAAACUGAAAAAAACCGUGAGCCAAAAAGAUACAGCAAAUUAUAUUCUAAGCUGCAAUUUACACGAAGAGCUGGUGUGUAUCACUGAAAGAAAAUACAUCUGUCAUAAAAUUGGAACUAAGCUAACCUGGGAAACAAUUGCCAAGGAACGUUACGAGGCUUUAUUACAACAACAAAAGCUAGUAGAUAUUUCAAAAGAGCAGUAUGAACAAAUUUCAAUUUUGCAGGCAGAGGUUGAAAGAUUAAGAAUGAAAACAUUUCCUGCACUUAUUCAAAUGUAG